AUCAGUCUUUACGGGGAAACGGCUAUGCAGAAUAUGUGCCGGGUUUAUUCACUCUGGACCUUCCCCACCCUCCCACCCCUGUUUCAGCCAAUGGACACUACAAUUCCCGGAGCCAGUCGCUGAGAUCUACUGAUAACAGGAAACGGGAUGAUAUGGAUGAGCUUCAACAGUACGGAUACCCCGCUCCUCAAAUAGGUGAUCCAGCGGCCGAGGAGUGGUCCCCCUGGAGCGUGUGCUCGACCACCUGUGGGGAGGGCUGGCAGACUCGGACGAGGUUCUGCGUGUCGUAUUCCUACAGCACCCAGUGCAGCGGCCCCCUCCGGGAGCAACGGCAAUGCAACAAUUCCGCUGUCUGCCCAGUUCACGGGACGUGGGACGAGUGGUCCCCUUGGAGUCUGUGCUCAUCCACCUGUGGGAGAGGCUACAGGGAUCGCACCCGGACUUGCAAACCCCCUCAGUUUGGGGGCAACCCUUGUGAGGGGCCUGAGAAACAAACCAAGUUCUGCAAUAUUGCACUCUGCCCAGUGGACGGCAACUGGAACGAGUGGUCAAGCUGGAGCUCCUGUUCCACCACCUGCUCCAACGGCACCCAGCAGCGGACCCGCGAGUGCAACGGGCCGUCGUACGGCGGAGCCGAGUGCCAGGGCCAGUGGGUGGAGACCCGGGACUGCUUCUUGCGGCAGUGCCCAGUGGAUGGAAGGUGGCAAGCAUGGGGUCCCUGGGGAAGCUGCACCGCCACUUGCGGAGGGGGAACCCAGAAGCGGGACCGCACCUGCUAUGGCCCUUUCUUCGGAGGAGAGGUGUGCCAGGGCCCCAAGGACGAAUACAAGCAGUGCAGUGAGAAACGGUGCCCAGAGCCCCAUGAAAUCUGCGAUGAAGAUAGCUUUGCCUCUGUGAUUUGGAAAGAGACCCCCGCUGGAGAGGCUGCAGCAGUCCGUUGUCCCCGUAACGCCACAGGUCUGAUCCUACGGCAGUGCCUGCUAGACGAAGAGGGCAUUGCCUACUGGGUGCUUCCAACGUACAUCAAGUGUGUUUCCAUUGACUACAGGAACAUCCAGAUGAUGACAAGGGAACAUCUUUCCAAAGCCCAGCGGGGUCUGAUAGGGGAAGGGGUGUCCGAAGUUUUGCAAACCCUGGUAGAAAUUUCUCAGGAUGGGACCAGCUACAGUGGGGACCUGUUGUCAACCUUUGACGUGCUCAGGAACAUGACGGAGAUCUUCCGCAGGGCUUAUUACAGUGCCUCGGCCAGUGACAUACAGAAUUUUGUGCAGAUAAUUAGCAACAUAUUGAUGGAGGACAACCGAGACAAGUGGGAAGAGGCUCAGCUGAUGGGACCAAAUGCCAAGGAACUGUUUAGGUUGGUGGAAGACUUCAUUGACGUCAUUGGAUUUCGGAUGAAGGACUUCCAGGACUCCUAUCAAGUGACCGAAAAUCUGGUUUUCAGCAUCCAGAAGCUCCCGGCCAAUGCAGCCAAAGACAUCAGCUUCCCAAUGAAAGGCUGGCGGGGCAUGGUGGAUUGGGCCCGCACGGCAGAGGACAAGGUCAUGGUGUCCAAAAGCAUUCUCUCCACUGGGGUUUCAGAGACGGAUGACUCCGCUGUCUUCGUGGUGGGGACAGUAUUGUACCGAAACCUGGGUGGGAUCCUCUCCCUCCAGAGGAAUACCACCGUGCUGAAUUCUAGAGUCAUCUCGGUGACUGUGAAACCUGCACCCCGGUCGCUGCUCACCCCAAUGGAAAUUGAGUUCUCCCAUUUGUACAAUGGGACUACAAACCAGACCUGUAUCCACUGGGAUGAAGCUGAUGUACCCUCCUCCACCACCACCACUGCCGCCUCCUCCUCCUCCUCCUUCUCCUCGUCUCAGCUUGGUGCCUGGUCCUGGCGUGGCUGCCGAACGGUCCCGGUCGAUCCUUUCCGGACUAAAUGCCUCUGUGACAGAAUCUCUACCUUCGCCAUCUUAGCACAGCUCAGUGCUGACAUGAAUACAGAAAAGGUGCUUGUUCCUUCGGUCACGUUAAUCGUGGGCUGUGGAGUGUCUUCCUUGACUCUUUUGCUCUUGAUAAUCAUUUAUAUCUCAGUCUGGAGGUACAUCCGCUCAGAACGGUCGGUCAUCCUUAUCAACUUCUGCCUCUCCAUCAUAUCUUCCAACGCUCUCAUCCUGAUUGGGCAAACCCAGACCCGGAAUAAGGUGGUGUGCACUUUGGUGGCAGCCUUCCUGCAUUUUUUCUUCCUCUCCUCCUUCUGCUGGGUGCUGACGGAAGCCUGGCAGUCCUACAUGGCCGUGUCCGGCAGGCUGCGGAACCGCAUCAUCCGUAAACGCUUCCUGUGUCUCGGAUGGGGCCUGCCUGCCUUGGUGGUAGCCAUCUCUGUGGGAUUCACUAAAGCCAAGGGGUACAGCACCGCAAACUACUGUUGGCUGUCGUUGGAAGGAGGCCUGCUUUAUGCCUUCGUGGGACCUGCAGCCGCCGUUGUUUUGGUGAACAUGGUAAUUGGUAUUCUGGUGUUUAACAAACUUGUAUCCAAAGAUGGAAUAACAGAUAAGAAACUGAAGGAACGGGCAGGGGCGUCCCUUUGGAGCUCUUGCGUGGUCCUGCCCCUUCUCGCUUUGACCUGGAUGUCGGCGGUGCUAGCGAUCACAGACCGCCGGUCGGCCCUCUUCCAGAUCCUCUUCGCGGUCUUUGACUCCUUGGAGGGCUUCGUCAUCGUGAUGGUCCACUGCAUCCUCCGAAGAGAGGUGCAGGAUGCUGUGAAGUGUCGAGUGGUGGACCGCCAAGAAGAAGGAAACGGCGAUUCUGGGGGGUCAUUUCAGAAUGGACAUGCUCAACUAAUGACGGAUUUUGAGAAGGACGUGGAUAUGGCGUGUAGAUCAGUGCUAAAUAAAGACAUCAGCACUUGCCGGACCAUGACCAUCACAGGAACCUUGAAGCGCCCAUCACUGCAGGAUGAGGAGAAGCUGAAGCUGAACCACCAAAAGGGUCCGUUGAACUUUAACAGUCUUCCAGCCAAUGUCUCCAAGAUGCACCUCCAGGGCUCCCCCCAUUACCUGGGGGCCAUCAACCUCAAUGACUUCAGCAACCACACCCUCACUCUGAAGAAGGACAAGAGUCAGCCUCCCAAGUCCAUCUACAUCUGCGACGGGGAUAUUUUCAAAAAGCUGGACUCGGAGCUCUCCCGGGCACAGGACCAAGCCAUAGAUUCCAGCUAUGUCAUCCUGCCCACCAACACCUCCACCCUACGGCCCAAGCCACCACCUCCACCGCCACCACCCAAGGAUGAGACAAAAUACAGCAUCAACAUUGACCAGAUGCCUCAGACGAGGCUCAUCCACCUCAGCAUGGCCACUGACCCGGGCUUUGUGGUCAAGAGCCCCCCAAGAGAGCCCGUGCUGAUGAGCUGCGGGGAGGUUCAGGCUCCCCCACUGGUGCAGCAGCAGCAGCAACAGCAGCUGUCGCCCCCAACGGUCAACAAAUCCGGCGAUUCACACAUGCCCAACAGCUUGUGUGAGCCAGGGGAAUCGGGCAACUCUGGGUUGGUGUCCAAGAGUGAGACGGUCUCCACUCUUUCCAUGAGCUCGCUUGAGAGACGGAAAUCCCGGUAUGCAGAACUAGAUUUUGAGAAAAUCAUGCACACAAGAAAACGUCACCAAGACAUGUUCCAGGACUUGAACCGGAAGCUGCAGCAUGCAGAGAAAGAGAAGGAAUCCCCAACAACAGACCCCAAGCAAGAAAAACAGCAGACACCAAACAAGAGACCCUGGGAAGGGAUCCGGAAGGUCCACUCGCCACCAGCAUGGGUCAAAAAGGACAUGGAGACAGUUGUUCAGUCUCCUUUGGAACUCAAAACUGUGGAGUGGGAAAAGGCUGGUGCGACAAUUCCCCUGGUCGGACAAGACAUUAUCGACCUCCAGACGGAGGUUUGAGGAGGGAAAGAGAAGAGAAAAGAGACUCUCAGGGUGUCUUUCCCCCUCCAGAAAAUACAAAACAAAAGCAAAAUACAAACAGAUAAGAUUUUUUUAAAGAAAAAGAACCCAUCCAAUGGAAUCGAAAUGGAGAGAGCGAAGCCCAUUGGUUUCUUUUUGAAACCCUUCAGUGACAAGGAGGAAACACUGGUGUAACCUGUGAAUUGUUCUCUGCAGACAGGGUGUGGGGGAAGUAUUACUUUGUAGAACAUAGUAGCAGUAGGUGCAGAAUGAAAUACGGUCUUUCCCAGGUAUGGAAAGGUAGCUGGGUGGGGGGAAUGAAGCAGGCCAAGGGACAGGAAAGGACAUGGGAGAAGGAAAGGAUCGGAGAUUUUAAGGUACGAAGUCAGCCUCGGGCCCUUGGUGGCCAAAUGUUGAAUUGAGCAUUUUACAGCCAAUGUCCACGCUGCGACAACGGAUGUCGAGAAUGAGGGAGGUGCCAUUCAGAAAGAACGA
This is a messenger RNA of Varanus komodoensis (Komodo dragon), 4412 nucleotides long. RefSeq names its product adhesion G protein-coupled receptor B1 (gene ADGRB1). The transcript has 28 exons. Gene Ontology annotation, cellular component: dendrite; membrane; postsynaptic density. Gene Ontology annotation, biological process: adenylate cyclase-activating G protein-coupled receptor signaling pathway; cell surface receptor signaling pathway; engulfment of apoptotic cell. Gene Ontology annotation, molecular function: G protein-coupled receptor activity. The annotation marks the transcript as partial. The record is from RefSeq and is a predicted model, not a curated record. NCBI's taxonomy places the organism in Eukaryota, Metazoa, Chordata, Lepidosauria, Squamata, Varanidae.